UCUCCUCUCAGGCGGAUUAUGUCAAGUCGGUGAUCGGAAAAAAAGUAUUUUGACGCUUGCUUGAUUCAAUCAGAGAGAUCAACAACCAAAGUUGAGAAAAGCCUGUGAGAAAGAGAGAGAGAAAGAAGAAGAAGAAGAAGAAGAAGAAGAUGGCGCAACCGAGUAAAGAACCUUGCAAGAAAGAGGCUUGCGACAUCCAAGCAUGUCUCUCCAAGAACAAUUUUCUUCCUCAAAGGUGCCAGAGAGUGAUAGAGAUGUUACAGGCUUGUUGUGAGAGAUGCAAUAACGAGUCAACACAUUGUGGAUCUGUAGCUGCUCUCUUGAAGCAAAUCAAGAAGUAAUAUAUAAACACAAUAGUUAAACGAAACAGAGGCAUAACAAGAAACUUCAAGGCACAUCUCUUCUGUAUUUUAUUUUAUUUUUUUGGUCGUCCAAAGAGAUAUUUCUCUGUGUAAUUCUGUCACCCAACAAAUAAAGAAAUAUAUUUUUAUUAAAUUUGAAAAAAAAGUUGGAUUUUC
Messenger RNA from Camelina sativa (false flax), 518 nucleotides. RefSeq lists its product as uncharacterized. The record is from RefSeq and is a predicted model, not a curated record. Lineage: Eukaryota; Viridiplantae; Streptophyta; Magnoliopsida; Brassicales; Brassicaceae.